ACAGCCUCAUAUCUUUGUUCAUUAGAAUUAUUAUCGGAGUUUCUUAAUCCCUCCACAAACAAAGAGAUACGGACAGGGUCUAUUGGUCACUGUUGGGUUCACACUAACGACCUGCCAAGCUAUCGGAUAAAGAGGCGUGGCAUUGUGUCGCGGCGGACACCCGGCACAUCUCUGUCAACACAUUUUUACCCGCUUUCGAAGUCAUUGAUCCGUGUCCAUUUAAAUAUCACGGACGGGGAGGGCGGGAUCCUAUUGAGUGGGUACAUUCCUAACACACUGCGGGGGAAGCCAAAGCAAAUAAGAGCAAGGCCGUGAAAAAUUCUCGACUCCAUUAUUUGUGUUUGGGCUUUCUUUGUACCAAUAUUUGAACAGAAUACUGGAUUUUUUUUUUGCAUCUUGGGAACUAUAAGGAAAGACAUCGGCCAUGGCGUCUGAUUCAGGGAGCAAGCCGUCAGAAGUCAAACUGACCAUAACUAACGAAAACGUGAAUACGAGCGACGUGACCAAGGGAAUAGAGGUUGACUUAAACGAGAGAGACCCCAACGACCUCCAUGAUGAUCUCAAGAUCCAGUUUCAUGAAAUAAUAGGCGAACCCCACACAGAUGUCUAUUCCUUCGAUUGUGUUUGGGUCAACAGCUUCAAGUGUUUUACCAACACGAAGAUUUGGUGCUACAGAAUCACCAGUCUGAUCUGUGCAUUGCCAGUCUCCUUCUGCUGGGGAAUCUACUUCGCCUGUUUCGCCUUCCACAACAUCUGGAUCCUGAUGCCCUGUCUGAAGGCUUACGGGAUGAACCUCCGACUCCUCCGGUCUUGCUUCAACAGCAUCAUAGAGACAUUUGUCAAACCCUGCUAUAUGGCUGCCGGUUAUGUCUUCUUUAACAUCCGAAUUCUCAAAGGAGGAGAUCCAGCAUAGCGCAUGCGCACAACAAAGUCAUGUUAAAUUUGUUUUAGGGAAUUAUGAAAUUAUUACUUUUCUUUGUACAAAAUAUAUAUCUGUAACAAUGAGAAUAACUUGUUAUGGUUACUUAACUCGUCUACGCAAUCAUCCUGUGACACUAUAUAUAUAUACAAUCAACAGAAGAACCUUUGUGACCUCCCUGGUCAUACAAGACCGAAUACUCAAACCAGGUCCAUAGAAAACUGAGUUGCAUUUAUGUAUUGAAACAUUUAAACUCAACUCAACUCCAUUUUGAUUUCGAGUUGUUCAAGCAAACUUCAUUGUCUGCUUCAUAAUGGACGGGUAUUUAUCAGUAAGCUGUCGUUGUCUGUUGUUUUUUUUUAAAUUGCGCAAGGAAGUUACAUGUGAUGUAAUGAUUAUAUGUUUUUAUAAAUGUGCAUGUAUGUACAAUGCAAAUAGCGUUUUUGUAUAAAGGUGUAUCUGAAAUUAAAAUUAAAAAAAAACCAAAACAAUAA
This is a messenger RNA of Magallana angulata, 1413 nucleotides long. RefSeq names its product caveolin-3-like. Gene Ontology annotation, molecular function: molecular adaptor activity. The record is from RefSeq and is a predicted model, not a curated record. Gene Ontology annotation, cellular component: caveola. The transcript is spliced from 3 exons. Gene Ontology annotation, biological process: caveola assembly. Lineage: Eukaryota; Metazoa; Mollusca; Bivalvia; Ostreida; Ostreidae. The coding region runs from base 425 to 913 and encodes 162 amino acids.